This is a messenger RNA of Aedes albopictus (Asian tiger mosquito), 4403 nucleotides long. Its product is annotated as protein amalgam. Gene Ontology annotation, molecular function: protein binding; axon guidance receptor activity. The transcript has 12 exons. Gene Ontology annotation, biological process: synapse organization; homophilic cell-cell adhesion. Bases 2360 to 3832 code for a protein of 490 amino acids. Lineage: Eukaryota; Metazoa; Arthropoda; Insecta; Diptera; Culicidae. Gene Ontology annotation, cellular component: neuronal cell body; plasma membrane; axon. The record is from RefSeq and is a predicted model, not a curated record.
AUUGGUGGGAUAGGGAUGACAAUUCCUUGUGGUCAACUUUGGAGGAAUUUGACACUGUCGUCGUCGGAUUUGCGCUUUUCCGUUUUCCUGCCGCUACGUUGGCUGAGAUCAUCUGACAUUUGGUGGAUUACAGUUUGAAGUGCGCUUUUGUGUCUGAGCCCGUGGUCAUUGACGUCGUCGAGUCCUGGUGUUGGCACAUAAAAAAGGAAGAAUUAAAAACAGCGGUGUGAAACAAUUUGGGAUAUUAAACGACAGCGCUGCCGUGCAUAAAGCAGGUAUCUUACUCAGAGUGACAUCGCCUGGUGAGUGGGGAGUGAGAAUCGGUGCGGAAAAAAGUGUGUGGAAUUAAGUUUGGUCGAAAUACAUAAAGUGUUAAUCUACCCCGAGUGCUGUCAUUGGCGGAUGCCCGGCUGAGUUUGCUGAUUUUUGGCCUUGUGAGUCGAUUGCGUGCCAUUCUUUAUAACAGUGGAUAGGAUUAUAGAGUGAUCCAAGUUUAUUGCGAAAAGUGAAAAAUCGGGGAUUUCAAAUUCAAACAACAACAUAAAAACUAUAAAGGUGAGAGUUGUUGCUGAUCGCCAGCAAAUAUUCACUCGGUGUGUGCGAAAUUGAAAAGUCCGAUGCGCAGCGCUUCACUUCGAUUCCCUGGCUGUCUAGUCUAGCGCAUUGGUGGGUGGCGCCGAACGUGAUAGUGAAUGCAAGCGAGAAUUUAAAUUAAAAAAGGAUUAAGGGAUUAAAACAGUGCAUCGACGUGGAAAAUUCAGUGCAUGUGAGCACACACACAAAAAGUCCCAGUUCGUUCGGGAACAGCAGCGUGUUUCGACACUGACUGGUGUGAACCUGCGGAGCUUUAACCGGAUGCGGAGCGAAAAGUGUUAAUGCAUUUAAACUGCUGAUAAAGAUGGCGAAAACUGUGCCAAAUUAUUUUCCAUCCGGCCGGGCGACACUGGCUCUGAAUUCCGACGUCUGAAGAUCUACUGGGCGGAAAACGAGGACGACGACGACGACGGGUCUAGUCGCCGCGUCGGAGGAAAAUUGAAUGAAGCUGUAAUCACAUCGUUGACGAGCGAAAUUGAGGCCCCAAACGGACGGUGCAGGCGGACUUUGGGGUUUGUGGCGGUGGUGGUCUGAACUGGAAGGAAGGAAGGAAGGAAAAAAGUUAAGCAAGCGAGAAAAUUACGAUAACACUGUUUGGACUGUUUGGGCGAACGAACGACGGAACGAGCACUUCGGUAUAAACGGAGCAACGCGAUUAAUUUUACGGAUGGAGUACGAAAUUCGGCGAAAAAGUUUUUCCCGGUGUUGAUCCUGAACUGCUGACUCUGUGUUCGUUGUAACCACCACAACGCGCCCAGUUGGACCGCGCCCGGCUUGGACCGAAAUUGAUGAAGUCACUUUCGGAGAGGACGAAGAAAAAUAGCCGGCAAACAGAGUAGCUCUGAAAAGAAAAUAAUUUAUCGGAACUACCUUCAUACACACAAUCUUCGGAACUCAGAAUCAAGACAAACCGAUCGUGCAGUGCAAAUAAUCAUAAAAAGAAACAACAGUGCGGGGGAAUAAAUGAAAAAUAAAUUUUAAGUUUACACCCGGCUGGGGCCUGGAACAACAAAAGCACAUGCACAGAAAUAAUAGUGGCAUACAAGUAAUAAUAAAGCAGUUUCCCUCCGUCUGUACCAUAACUCCAAGGUGGCAGGUGGGUGAAUGUUUGCUUUUCGGGAUCUAGUUGAAGUAGUGCAUACGGAUAAUGCUGCCUGCUGGUGUGUCGGUUCUUCGGAGACAGAGAAGCAACAGUAAAUAGUGAAACCUACCUCCAGGUUCGAAACCAACCGUAGAGAAGAGAUCAGAGUCGGUGGUCCAAAUACGCCGGUUGUGUCUGUAUUCAAGCGGGCUUACUACCCGGUGUGCUUAGUGUGACUCGUUGGGCCCGCCAGCCAGAAGUGAGAAAAGUUGUCGGCUCUAGAGGCCUCCCCACACCCGGUGCCGAAAGAAGACGUGCUGGCCGUGUUUGUGUCCGGGUGGUUGGUUGGUGGAAAAUCGGAGCAAAUUUUAUAACAAUAACCACAACAACAGUAAGUGUACACAGUGCACACAUGCAUGCAUGCUGUACCAAGCACUUGUGAAAACCGAAUAAGGAAACACCGGAAGCCAGGGGGAGAGAGAAAGUGAGGUUUGAAACCGGAAAUCCCUUCAGAGAUCUCGGCUUCCACGCUCGCAGAUCCGGUGGUGCGGUGGGUAGAAGUGUGCAGUAGUGAGUGCUUUUGUGCUUAACGCGAGCAGCAGUGGCAGCAGAAAAUUUGUCCUCCGGCUAAGGAGAACACUCGGGAAAGGAAAGACGCCCGGCGCGCACUAAAGGUGGAAAAUAAUGGCCGGAUAUGUGUGUCAUAUUUUACUAUUCUUUCUCUUCGCCCAGGAAACGGCUUACGGCACAUCGUACGGUAACUCGCUGUCCGAUCCGCUGUCAGAUCCAGACUUUAUCGACAACCCACCGAUGAUUCAGCCCAAGUUCACCUCCCGGUCCCAGUCGAUAAGGGCCGUCAUUGGCGAUACGAUCACGCUACCGUGCGAGGUAGAUAAUCUGGGCAACAACAUUCUCCUAUGGCGACGAGGGAGUGCCGUCGUGACGGCAUCCAACCUCAUUAUCACCCGCGAUCUGCGUUUCAAGCUGCUCAAAGGCUACACGCUGCAGAUUAAGAACGUCCGACCGCAGGACGCCGGCGACUACAGCUGCCAGGUCGGCGACCACGACAACCGGGAUCUGGUGCACACGGUGGAAAUCCUCGUGCCGCCGUCGGUGCGUUCCGUACCGGAAACGGGCCACGUAACGGUGCGGAAGGGCGGAACGGCCACGCUCGAGUGCAAAGCCAGUGGAAAUCCCGUGCCCAGCAUCAGCUGGAGCCGAAAGGAUUCGCUGCACGGAGCGCCCCAUCUGGCCGAGGGACCGACGCUCACGCUCGAGAGCGUCAGCCGGCAGGACAGUGGCACGUACCGCUGCUUUGCGGACAACGGCAUCCGGGAGCCCGUGUUUGUCGACUUGCAACUCAUCGUCCUGUCUCCACCGGAAAUAACCGUUGAAAAAACUUGGGUUCACGCUGGAGAGGGCUACGAGGCGCAACUGGUCUGCACCGUCCACGGCGAUUCAACUCCUGAGUUCACGCACUUGCACAAUUUACAGAUGAUGUGGUACCAGGAUUCGUUCCUCCUGCACCCGAACGAUCGCCGCACGAUGGACUCCAGAGGGGACAAGCACUAUCUCACGAUACGGAAUGUGCGCCAGUCUGAUUUUGGCAAUUACAGCUGUGUGGCGGAAAACACCCUCGGACGUGCCAAAAAGUACAUCGAAAUGUCCGGCCGACCGGGGCCAGCGCAGUUCCACUCACCCAUGUACAGCCGCUACCGCGAGAUGUACAACCUGACCUGGAGCGUGGAGUCCUUUCCGCCGAUCGAGGAAAUUCGAUUACUGUACCGAAAGUUAAUGAUGAACGAGUCUUAUCAGCAUCCGGGCAGAUGGCACGACGUCAUCCUGAAUCCACCGUCGACCCGGGCCGAAUCCUACCGGCACAUCAUGACGUACACCAUCCGGAACCUGGACCCGAACUCGGUGUACGAGACGAUCGUGCAGGCGAAAAAUCGAUACGGCUGGAACGAGGUCAGUGACAUCUUCCAGUUCUACACCCUGAGCAGCGACAUGCCGGAGGAGGACGUUGAGCAGACCCUGGGAUCGACCGCUUUUGGCAAUCCUUUCGGUUGGGCCAACAGAGCUCAAUCAAGUAGCUGUACCAGUUGGCUGAUUGUACUCGGAAUUUUAUUGCUGCAAAGAAUAAUGCGUUUCCUGUAAGAAUUUUAGUUUUCAAGUCACUAAUCUAAUGUGGAUAUAUUUAUUUCUUAUGUGAUAAAAGAAGUUUGGAGCAUAGAGAUGUGAGUCUUAAGCUUGAUCAUAGAGAAGAGAUUCAAAACAGGUGUCCCAAAGGGCAUUUCCUUUUGUAAUGACUUUGAUUAGGUGAAACAGAAAUAAAAUAAGAUUGCUAAAAUUUGAAAAACUCAAUUCGAAAUUCGACUUAAACAAACGACGAAGAAGAUGAUAUAAAAGAUUUACAAAGACAAGAUGCUAUGAUGUAGACAUAAGAUUCAAGAUACUAUAACUCAUUCCUUUUGUAAAAUAGAUUCUAAUUUUACCGCUGAUAGUCUGACGAGGACUUCUAGAGAGACCCCAAAAGUAAACUACCGAAAAACAAAUCGAUGAGAAGUAUAAUUACAAACCUGUAAGUGUAAACUAGCCGUAAGUACAUGUCCUAGUGAAAGCAAGCGAGCAUUCAACCGUCAAUUGGUUGGAAUCAUCCUUUGUGAAUAAUGUGAAACCGCAGCAAAAUGGUACCCAUUUUUUAAAUAAAGUAAUUUUAAAAACCCGA